AUGGGAAAGCAUGGACCUUGCUAUCACUGUGGUGUUACAAGCACCCCACUGUGGCGUAACGGGCCUCCCGAUAAGCCUGUACUCUGCAAUGCGUGUGGAUCGAGGUGGAGAACAAAGGGAACUCUUGAAAAUUACACACCUCUACACGCGAGGGGGGAAACUGACGAAAUCGAGGACCACAGGGUUUCGAGGGCAAAAACCUUUUCGUAUAAGAACAAAGAGCCAAAGGUUCUCAAGCGAAAGUAUGAUAGUAAUGUUAAUGAAUUCGGGGGAGUUCUUCUUCCUGAUUAUAAUAAUAACCAAGGAUUUCGAAGAGCGUUUGAUGAAGAUAUUAGCAAUCGGUCGAGCUCGGGAUCUGCUAUUUCAAACUCAGAGAGCUGUGCACAAUACGGCAGUGCUGAUGCUAGUGAUUUGACCGGUCCAUCUCCAUCCAAACCGGUUGUAUGGGAUUCGACAGUGCCCUCGAGGAAGCGAACGUGUUUUACUCGUCCGAAGCCUUCUCCAGUAGAGAAGCUAACUAAAGACCUUUAUACGAUAUGGCACGAGCAACAGUCUUCAUGCAUGUCUGUAACCUCAGAGGAUGAUUUGCUUCUUGAGAGUGAUAAACCGAUGGUGUCGGUUGAGAUUGGCCAUGGGAGUGUGCUUAUCCGGCAUCCCAGCUCGAUCGCUCGAGAGGAGGAAUCAGAAGCUAGCUCGCUUUCUAUUGAUAAUAAAAAACAUGCUCCGAGUUCCCAGCAUGUGCCUAUGCCGAGCCUUGUUGAGGAAAAGUGUACUAAUUUAUCAAGGACAGGAAUUGAGAAAAUACCGAAGCCUUCUAAUAAGGGGACAACAGAACAAGAGCGUAAUAGAAGAGACAAGGAUCAACCUCAAAAAUUACAGAUUUUGGCACAUCAUAAUUCACCACUCGGUCACAUAGACUUGCAAGAAAUCGUAAAUUUGGACAAAUUAGUUACUUAUUUCACAAACGAUGAACAACAGCGGUUGCUAAAGCUUUUACCUUCUGUUGACACUUCAAAAGCUCUGGAUAGUCUUAGAAGCAUGUUUGAUAGCUCCCAGUUCAAGGAGAAUUUGUCCUCCUUCCAGAAACUUCUUGCAGAUGGACUCUUUGACAACACAUUAUCCGGCCUUACAACAGAAGACUGUAGAGCUGUGAGGAAACUUGUGUUGUGCAAUUCGAGCAAAUCAAAAUGGGUGGAACAAUAUAAAAUCUUUAAGGAGACCAAAGGUAGUAAAAGUGCCAUUAAUGAACCAGAAGCUGUGAAAUCAAAUGCCCUUGCAACUGCUGAUUAUUCACUUAGCGUUACGAGACCCCGUGAUGGUGGGGCCCACCAAAAGUUCUCAGGGGCAAAGGCAAUAAUAAAAAGUCCGAAAAAGACAGCGAUGAGGUCAAUCUGCAAUGAGGGAGUGAAAAUAGAUAAGGGCUGCUCUUUCUUAAGUCCGAAGUCCUUAUUUUCUUCGGAUUUUGUUGAUGAAAGCUGUGAACAGGAUUUGCUGCUCGAUGUUCCAUCUAACGGAAUGUUCCCACAGGCUGAACUCCUCCCGAGUUACAGUUUUGGUGCUCAGGCAAGCACCACUAGUAGUACUUCACUAUACCCAUACUUUGGCAAUCCCUGA
Striga hermonthica is the source of this 1614-nucleotide messenger RNA. The record is from the annotation of a GenBank genome assembly. Lineage: Eukaryota; Viridiplantae; Streptophyta; Magnoliopsida; Lamiales; Orobanchaceae.